Molecule: messenger RNA, 1445 nt
Organism: Scleropages formosus (Asian bonytongue)
Lineage: Eukaryota; Metazoa; Chordata; Actinopteri; Osteoglossiformes; Osteoglossidae
Gene: yaf2
Product: YY1 associated factor 2
Exons: 4
Coding region: 90-632 (180 amino acids)
Biological process (GO): positive regulation of DNA-templated transcription
Cellular component (GO): nucleus
Molecular function (GO): transcription coregulator activity; DNA binding
Source: RefSeq, a predicted model, not a curated record
UUCCACGACAGCUGGAAGCUGCGCGAUCCGGGCGCCUCGGUCGAUUUUUCCUUCGUAUUUUCGUCGAAAGCGAACACAAGUCAGGCAACAUGGGAGACAAGAAGAGCCCGACGAGGCCGAAGCGGCAACCCAAGCCCUCCUCGGAUGAAGGAUACUGGGACUGCAGCGUGUGCACGUUCAGGAACGGCGCCGAGGCGUUCAAGUGCAUGAUGUGCGACGUGAGGAAGGGGACGUCCACGCGGAAGCCCCGUCCGGUCUCCCAGUUGGUCGCCCAGCAAGUAACCCAGCAGUUCGCCUCCCCCACACAGCCAAAGAAAGAGAAGAAAGAGAAAACGGACAAAGAGAGAAAUGAAAAGGAGCCGGUGCUGAAGAAGAACAGCCACAAGAAAAUGAGGCCAAGAUUAAAAAACGUGGACAGGAGCAGCGCGCAGCACCUGGAGGUCACGGUCGGAGACCUGACUGUCAUCAUUACGGACUUUAAGGAGAAAACAAAGCCCCCGGCAUCAUCCAGCGCAACGUCCGCAGACCAGCACAGUCAAAGCGGCUCCAGCUCGGACAACACCGAACGGGGAAUCUCCAGGUCGUCCUCGCCCCGGGGGGAGGGCUCGUCAGUCAACGGAGAAUCCCAUUAGCCCCGCCCCCAGCCCCGGCCCCUCCCUGCUCCCCGUCAACCCCUGUUACUUUAGUCAUUACGCAAUAUGCACAUGUUGUAUAACUUUUGCCAAGAUAGACCACAAGUCCCCAUUUCAGGUGAGGUACACCACAUUCGUGACAUGCAGCCAUCGAGGUGGGCAUAUUGGAAGUCUUCCACUAUGUGUUCUGUCCUGGUCAGUUUAUUUUUUCAAGAGACCCCUAUCCUGUUGACAUUCAUAGUAAGUGAACUGUAAAAUUUGCUUACCCUUUGUUUCUGAUUAAAAUUAAACUAUAUUCUUUGGGGGAACAAAUUAGAGUAUAAAACGUAUAGUGCCAUGUCAAUGUGGUAGUAUUUUACAUCAGAUCAGUGUUAUAUGGUCUACACGCAUACUCAUUAAUUUCUCUUUCUGAAAUGGACUGUUUUCGUGGUGUGAAAUGGGUUAGAGUUUUAAAAAGUGUUUACGACAGAAUAUGCAUUACGGCAGCAGAAAAUGUGAAGAGACAAUUUCUGAGGUGUACAGUGAUGUGGAUGAAGAACUGUGAUGGCGACUCAGCUAUUUUCCUCAGUGGCUUAAAAUGCACCUGCUGGUACUUGGUGUGGUUUAACAAGAAAAUAUUCCUUAAAAGCAUUUGUAUUUGAUUACGCCAAUAUCUUACAGCACAUGUCAUUUUAACGUUUUUUUUUUUUUUUUGUUCCUGGUAAUACCAGUCUGUGCUGUUAAAUGUGUAUGAACAUCUCAGUUAAUUACAUUGUUUUACUGUCUGAAGAAAUGUUUAUAAGUAAAAAAUGAAAUUAUGAAUCUGUUGUUACA